CCGUUUCAGUUGCAUGUUCUUGAGUUCAUACCGCUGAACCUCAUAAAACACUCGGCAAAUUGUGUUCGUCUCUCAAUAAUGGAAUUAUAUUUAUUGCAGUUAAUUAUAACAAUUUGGAGAGUUAGGGAUUACUUGGUAGUGGGUUAUGUAGUCUACUAUUUCAUAAAGUGGUUUUCACAUUCGGAAACUGCCCAUACCGCUACAUCUCAGAUUUGUGACAAUGAAAUUUUGUUGAGAAAGUCAAUUGUCACUUGUUCUACAGAAGUGGUACAGCAUCACAGCCUAACUCAAGAUAAGUAUUCGGAAUCAUGGAAAGUGGAGGCUGGUCGCUGUCUGGACCCACUUGCACUUAUUCCACAGUGCAGUUUCUACAGACUCAAGUGCAGCACAAUAUGGAAGAGCAAUAAUGGAAUCAAGAAUGUGAACACGUUGAUCCACAGACAAAGAGUAAUUUGGAACUCGAACUAUCACGACAAUAAUACAAAGAAUCCUGUGCGAUCAAAGAUAAAAAAUACUCGUAUUCCAACAAAUGCAGAAUUUCCUACAAACACUCCAAAUCAUGAAAAUCAGGAUACGUUGUCUAUCCCUGAAAUAUUCCUAGGCCCAAAAACUUUUAUAUCGAUACCUCAGAAGCAGCAUUUGACCAUUGCAGUGGACGCCACUCCACGAACCAUUGGAGGUUAUUGCGUCAACUUUUUCGAUAGUAAAAUUAACUUUUACUCCGUCCCUUCGAAUGAAAUGCCAUGGGUUUUGAGAGAUCAGAGCGUUUUAGGUAGUCCUGCCGAAUUUGAGAUGAAGAACCUACUUUGCGCCCUUCUUCUAUGGUGCCCAGUGGUCCUUAAAUACAAAAAUGUUGUGGUGUACACCGAUAACACUGCAAUUCUUGGACACUGUGUGUAUUCAUCCAGGGUCCACGACUUUGUGCGUCACUUACAAGAUUGUAAAGGCGUGAGUAUAGUAAACAGCGGCAGUAUGUACGUCAAUUCUAAGGACAAUAAGAAACAAUUCCUCAAAUUCAUUCAACCAGCAGAUCAUUUGUCCAGAAAUAGGGUGGCCAAAUUUGUUGAUGCAAUCCAUGAAAUUCAUGGACCAUCUUUUAAGUAUGAUGAAAUGUAUUGCAUCGAAGAAGAAAUCUUUGAAAAGGUGAAUCAAGACGUGAUAAACUGGACAAGAAAUGCGUGUCGUACGUGCGGAUUUGCAUUGAAAAAAACUGGAUCAUUUAUGCAAGCCAACAGUUAAUACCGCCCUUAGUGCAAACACGUUGCAAAACCUUAUUGCAAAUAAAAUUGCAAUAUUUUUUACAAUUUUUAUAGUUUAUUGAGAAACAAGUACAGAUUGGAAUAUUAAGAUUUUGCAUGUUAUUUCUAUUCAUAAUAGUGAAAUUUAUUUAAAAUAAAUGUAAUAAGGGCUAAGUAACAAA
Messenger RNA from Folsomia candida, 1420 nucleotides. RefSeq lists its product as uncharacterized. Bases 79 to 1239 code for a protein of 386 amino acids. The record is from RefSeq and is a predicted model, not a curated record. The transcript is spliced from 4 exons. Lineage: Eukaryota; Metazoa; Arthropoda; Collembola; Entomobryomorpha; Isotomidae.